UUAACGUUUGUUAAAUUUGGAGAAUUAACACUACUUUUUAAAGUAAUUUAUUAGGAAUAGAUGUCACACAAUCACAAAGCUGUCAUGAUCAUGUUAAAUAUAUGCUAAUUAUGUGUUUUGGAAAUUUGAGUCAAAGUGUUGACCAAAGAAUGAUAUUAAUUUUACCUAAAUAGUUUCAUCAACAUUGGAUAAAUGGAUUAAAAGCUGAAUUAUCUUAUAUUUACCGAAAUAAAAUUGUUGGCUGAAAGUAAGGAAAUGCAGUUAACAUAACUGAUGAUACUAGUGCAUAUUUAACGAUAACUUCGCUUAAUUAAAAAGAAAGCAAUACUGACGUAAACUAAUAUCUCAGUACUAACAGAAGAGGCUACAUUGUCGUAUGUUGUUACUAAUCAUAAAUAAAGAUCAAUAAGAAAGUCAACCAAUGAACGCUUAUGAGACAUUUUAAGCUGUCGGAUAUAGGGGACAGACAUAUAAACGAGCGAGCGGACGCUCUUGAUAAUUCCAAGUGUUAACAAAACAACAAAGAAGCAAACUCAAUCAACGUGCAAAACACUUAACCGCAAUAAAUCAAGAAUACGAACACAGACUAGAUAUACAUUAACGAUUGCAAGUGAGAAGAAACGUUAAUCAGUAGGAGCAGAUAUCUUUGAGCAUUAGUUCACUAUCAAGAAAGAAACGCGUGGCCAUGGUGACGAUUUUAGCUUUAUUUUUGGCGGGAAUUUUGACAUGUGUGCUUGGAGACUGUCCACAUACGCGGUCUAAUUACAAAAGAUGGUCGAACGAUGCAGAUUGGUUGAAUGGAAGGCCCAUCGAUGGAGAAAACCUUGUAAUCGUCGACAACGUAAUAAUAGACAGCUCAACUCCCGACUUUCACAAUGUGACCAUUUUAUCAACCGGAAGUUUAACCUUUGACCCGGAAGUGGAUCUAAAAUUUCGAGCAGCGAAUAUCAUGGUAGAUGGGCGAUUCGAGAUUGGGAAUGAUGAUUGCCCGUAUAAAGGGAAACUUGAAAUAACACUUACUGGUACCCGCGAGGACCACAUGAGUGAAAGUAACGGCAAGUCAUUGUUGGUACGGUACGGAGGAAAACUCGAAAUCCACGGGCAGCCUAAACGUUCCUGGACAAAAUUGACGGCUACUCUUAAACCUGACUCAGAAAACACGGAUGUUGUAUACGAUCAUACACGGAAUGGUACGUUUGAAACCGUUAACUCAUGGGUACAGGGACUUGGGGUUUACACAUUUGCUGACACGGUGCUAGGACCAGUGGUGCGGAGAUUUGGGAUGUACGAUCUUCAGUGGCAUGGAUUGGAUCUUGUGAAACAUCUUGAAAGCGUCAAAGAUGGAGAAAUUCUGUUAAUGGCUAGCCAGAAAGAUAUCCGGAAGGCCAAGGAAGAUAAAAACCAGUUUCGGGUCUACGACGCCCUUGAAACACUUAUUUAUGGGGAGCCCACGGGAAAAUCUAUUCUCCGACGCUACGUACAGGACGGCAGCACAUGGGCAUUUGCAUUUCAAAAAGGAAAUCCAUUGAGUCUGCGGGAAGUGACAAGUCCGUUGGGAGUGACAUCACAGGCGUUAUUUUACGCAAAAAGUGGUUUAAUCUAUUCCGCCGAAGCACUUGGAAACAGCGAAAAUGUGCACGACCAGAACGAUAACUUCCGGGUAGCAUUUGUCAAUGGCAUUUUUCCAUUGGUCAAUCUGGUUGGUGACGUCACAACUUGGCUAUCAGGCGACCGGAUUGCCAUAGCGUCCACAGACUAUGGCGGCUGGCAGGCGGAGGAAGCGGAAGUUGUUUUCUGUGAUGACUGUUCCAACACUCAAAUUCGGAUUAAUAAACGUCUUAAAUAUACUCACUGGGGCGAGUUUGUGGCGAGUCAAAUAGACAUGAGAGGGGAAGUCGCAAUGCUGUCGCGAAAUAUCGUCAUACAGGGAGAAAUGUUACGAGAAUGUCCUUCAUUCAACGGCAACUGCGAAGAAAAAGAAAUUCACAAAAGAGACACAUUUGGUGCUCAUAUAAAGAUUCUAAAUGGAUUUGGAAGUGCCCGGAUGUCAAACUUCGAGAUGCGAUAUGUGGGGCAACACACUGACAAGGGACGCUAUCCAAUUCACUUUCACAUGGCACUUGACAGGGAUGCUGGAGUUCCGGCCCCUUAUGUUCGCUCCGUUAGCAUUCAUAACUCGUUCGCAAGGUGCAUAACCCUACACGGAACACAUUCGGUCCAGGUGAUUGAUAAUGUGUGUUACGACCAUCUUGGGCAUGGCUAUUUCCUGGAGGACGGCGGAGAAAAGAACAAUACAUUUGAUGGGAAUCUUGCUAUGAACACCCGCAAAGGCACUGGAUUUCUCGAACCCAUGGAUAAAGAACGUCCAGCUGGUUUUUGGAUCACAAACCCAAAAACGUACUUCCGGAACAAUGUUGCGGCUGGCGGCGAGGGAAUGGGUAUCUGGGUGGUAUAUCCGAACGCUCCUCUCGGCCCGUCCGCCUUUAUCGAUCCACCCUUAAUGAAGGAUUUGGAGGCACAGAGGACGCCUUUCUCAGAGUUUGUUAACAAUGCGGCGCACUCUCAAGAUAAUUUCGGCGUAUUUAUUGGUGGUCGGCUGAAGGCUGAUAGAACCACCCAUUGCUGUAACAUGUGGCAACCCCGUGUCAACACAUCGGAUCCAGAUUCAGAACCCCUCAUUAUAUCACUUUCUAAAAUAACAGGCUACAAAUGCAGAUUCAUAAAUAUCUGGAUCGAGGGAGGAUUACUGGAUGUUUCGCGUGUGUCGUCCUCGGAUGCUUUGAAUGGAGUUAUGGUCACAAAUGAGGGGCAACAGUUUGUUCGAGGUGGCAAACUUAGUAACGCUGUGAUUGUAGGAGAAAGCCAAAAUAAGGGUGUUCCCAUCUGGCAAAAGGUGGACAUUGACAGAGCGCUGCCGUUCUUCUGGGAGAUUGACGCUGUCCAAUCCGGCCUGACGAUGUGGAAAGGACCAAUGAAAUUCAACAAUUUGUGGUUCGAUGGUUUCCAUGACAACGAACGUUACGAUAUUGCAGCCAUUGCCCAAAAACGUAACUCUCCGUAUUUUUCCUCGAUGAAGAACACGUUUACCAAUAUCACCUUCGCCUUCAUAGAUGGGCCCGGUCAUGGUCAACUAGCUAUAUCCGGUGUAAAGGGAGUUAAUCCAGGCUGGGACUCAAACCGAGAUGGAGAGAUGAUUGCCGGCUUCACCUUGAAAGAAGGGGACCAGACGACAUACGUAGUCAGACCAGACGAUUUCUCGGCCGCAGCAGACGACUGUGUUAUAAGGAGACACUGGAGACUUGCACGUUGUAGAACAAAGUUCGGAAAUCUUCAAGUACAUGGAAACUUCGAGCACCGCCGCGCCAUCUUUGUCCGCGAUCAGCUACCAAGCGCUCAGCUGGACUUUGAGAUGCACAUAGCCACUGGUCCUCAAGUGGUUUUGGAUGGAAGCUCAACAUAUACCGUCCACUUUAAACCCUCCAUGGGCGAUUGGAUACGCAUUGAGGUCAAUGGACUCGAUGAGGGCGAUAAGCUGAGAAUUGGGGUAUGCACACCACUUAGUGCUGAAGUAGAAAUCCAAUCCCUCCAUCCAUUCAACUUCUGGCAUCGGUCACAAUUCUUAGAGGUUGCCUCCCUUGAGGAAUUGGACCGUGACGAACCUGGUCUGGACGGAAAGAAAGUGUUCUUUGACACGAAAACAGGAAUGAUGUACUACAAGUUUAUCAAUCUGGAAAGCCGUCAUCCGGACGAAGACCAGUCGUGUAACAACGGCAAGUGCCCGGAAUUCCGAGUCCGCGUUAUCUCAGGCGACUACAAUGAUUCCGACUGCAGAUCAAGGCUAUAUACUGCUAAAGAGCUCGCAAGAACAAGGCAUCCUCCGCUCCACAUUGACGACUCCCCAAUCUUUCCAACAGCACAGAAGUCGCCUCCUCCGGAUUUCGGUGCGGGGUCGUUGUUUCCAUUUGAAGGUCGUGUGGCGAUUGACGGUGGAUGGAGUAAUUGGGGUGUUUGGUCGCAAUGUUCUCUGUCUUGUGGAGAGGGUACACAGUACAGGCAACGUCAGUGCAGCUCUCCACUUCCGGAUGGCGAGGGAGCUCACUGCGCAGGGCUGAUAUCUCAGGUCCGGUCCUGCAUUGUCAAACACUGCCCUAUCAAUGGCGAGUUUACUGAAUGGACGAGGUGGAGUAAGUGUAAAGCGUUGAAGACAAACGAGGCUGGGGACUGCAACGGACGAUCCGGAAGAAAGCGGUCGUGCACUAAGCCUGCAACGCGAUAUAACGGAGAGUACUGUGCCGGAAGUAUCCUGGAAGUUAAACCUUGUCUACUUCCGGGAUGUUGAGUGUAUAUAUAUAUAAGACUGACCCGUGACAAACAGAAAUAGAAAUACUUUUUGGAAAUUGUAUUUUUUUAUUAUGAUGGCAAAUUUGUUUCAAACUGAAAGCUUGAAGAUCUGUAGUUAUUGUGAAAGCUACUGAUUACCUUCUUAAAGGUAAAAAAACUAUAUAGAUGCACAAAAACACCUUAUUAUUUCAAUACAUUAUUUUUGAAGAAUUAGCCCCUGGAUCGGGGUUUAAAUCAAUAGAUACGUGGCCACAAAUUACCCAGUGAUUUAAAAGCGCCAAAUUAUCGCUUAUAUUAAUAGUCUUUAUCUGUAGACAAAUCAUAUGCCUUUUUCUGAUUCGAACAUUUUAGGUCAAAUGGGUUAAAUGAUAAUAUAUUAAAAUUGAUAAAUUUGUUUUGUGCAUCUAUCGAAACUGUUUCGCUUUAAGAUCUCCCACUAUGAGCGCCGCUAUCCUAUUUGCAAUUUUAAAAAUCUAUGACGUCAUAUUCCUCAUUGACGUCAUUUUCUCGUUGACGUCAUGUUUAUUUCUGGUUGUCACGGUUUAAGUACUGAUAUAAGAUUAAAGCUGCACUCUCACAGAUAUACCAUUUUUACAACUUUUUUUAUUUUUUUUCUUGGAAAGAGCAAUUUUUUGCGUAAAUAUCUGUAAACCAAUGAUAUAAGGUUACUGACAAAAAAUCAGAUCCAAGAUUUUCAUAUAACCGUUCGAAAAUUAAUGUUUUAUGGCUAAAACCCUUACUAACGGUUUAAGAAAAAUGCAUAUAACAUCAUCUUUUUAACUUAAAUAUAAAAAUCUGCGAUCUAAUUUUUUGUCAGCAAUCUUAUAUAACUGGUUUCCAUGGAUUUUCGCAAACAUUGGCUCGUUCCAAGACAAAAAAAUAAAAAAAAGUUGUCAAAACGUUCGAUCUGUGAGAGUGCAGCUUUAAGCUCUCAUUUCGUGAUAAAGUAUUAUUUAAGUUAUUGUAAAUUGGAUUUGGACAUCUUUAUAGGAUGGAAGAAGACAAACGAGUAUCCAUGUUGGUUUUCGUAAAUUAUUCCUGCAUUAUAAAUAUUAUUGUACUGUAAUUUUACUUUGAAUACAUGCAUUGCAGCAUAUUCACUUCUCAUAAAAUUCAGUGCUCAUGUUUAGUGUUCUGUUAUCUGUUAACCUUAGAUACACAUGUAAUAUAACGCUUGUAUAUUGUAGUGAAUUCUUUAACUGAGUCAAAUACGUAUGUUUAUGAGCCUCAUCGCGAAUUUUUGGCCCUUUGGACAUACUGUUCUUUUUAUCGUUUUAUUAAGAAUUAAGAAUGGAGGAAACUUAAGUGGGCAAUACUAAAAAUGUCAUGGUGAUAUCUCUAACAUUGCGUACAUAGUCUAAGAUACGUUUUACUUGUAAGACAAUGCAUUGCGCAUUUUGAAUACUAAAUUUGACGUCACACACAUGACGUCAUUACGAAAAUAUAUUAUUGCAAUGCCACCAACUAAUAACGAAUCAAUAUUCCAACUAGCGUAUAACUUUAGCUGCUAUGCUAACAUGGAAUCUUUAUGUAGCAUAAAAACAGAAAGGUUUGACGAUUAUUUUUGUAUUUGUAAACAAUCGGUCCGUUUUAAACAGACGAGUCAAGAUUAAAAAAGUGAUUGCUAAAGAAACCUGAGUAAAGCAAUAGUCUUAUAAUGUCAACGAAAAGUAUGAGACAAUGACAAAACUUUUAAGGAAAGAAGCUAGAAAUCAAUUAAAACCUAGUGAAGAAAUAAUUGUUUUUGGUAUUUAUUUUAAUGAUUAUUUCGUGUGUAAUAAUUAUGUCUAAUGGCUCAAAAAUGCGAUACGUGGCUCCCUUAUUCUCCAUGUCACAUAAGUCAGAUACUACUUCUAGAUCAAUUUUAAACAUUCCAAUCGCAUGUCUUAAGUUUAUUUUGUUAUACAUGUAUAUGUGUUUUCUACCGUUUCUAGACCGAGUUAUUUGCCUACGUUUACCCUUUUUUAUUUCCAUAUAUUUGCGAACCUUUAAAGUUCUGUCAAACUUAAAACUCGGUAAAGAUUCCGACCAACAAAUGUAUAUAUUGUGUAUGCCUGGUGCUCCAUACUGUUUUGGUAUUAUUUGAAAACGGUUUGUGUACAGGACAGGCGAGUAGAAAAACAUCCACUACGAACAGCAAUAACAGUUACUUUUAUCUUAUUUAUAUCACACAUGUUUGUUAAGUAUUGUUAAUCAUUUGUCUCUCCCAUUAUCAGUUGUUUUAUAUAUGCGUAUAUUGCAUGUUUCUUGUUUUAUUCUUUUGACAUAGCCUCGUUUCUUAUUAUGUAUUUCUUUGUCUCAUAUACUCAUAAUGUCAUGUUUCCAUGAACUGGGUUCUU
Messenger RNA from Mya arenaria, 6680 nucleotides. Its product is annotated as cell surface hyaluronidase-like. Lineage: Eukaryota; Metazoa; Mollusca; Bivalvia; Myida; Myidae. The coding region runs from base 686 to 4339 and encodes 1217 amino acids. The record is from RefSeq and is a predicted model, not a curated record. The transcript is spliced from 26 exons.